Molecule: messenger RNA, 9493 nt
Organism: Hypanus sabinus (Atlantic stingray)
Lineage: Eukaryota; Metazoa; Chordata; Chondrichthyes; Myliobatiformes; Dasyatidae
Gene: ctns
Product: cystinosin, lysosomal cystine transporter
Exons: 11
Coding region: 410-1474 (354 amino acids)
Biological process (GO): L-cystine transport
Cellular component (GO): lysosomal membrane
Molecular function (GO): L-cystine transmembrane transporter activity
Source: RefSeq, a predicted model, not a curated record
CAAAAUUAAGUGUUUAUAUUGAACUUGCAGUAUUUUAAGUCAAGUUAACAGUGAAGAUUGAAAUGGUUUAUAAUCAAAAAUAAUGAGAGAAAUCCAGUUGAGUUCUUCAGAACAAACAAGAGUUCAAGCAUACUUCAUCACGGGUAAAAAAAAUAAAAUAGAAAAACAGACAAAUGCAAAAUAGUACUGCUGAAAGUUAUCUGAAACUUAUAUUUGGAACAAUGCUCAUUAACCAAAAAUACUUACAGUUGGCCCUCCUUAUCCGCAGAUUCUGCAUGUGCGAAUUCAACCAACUGCGAAUCGCAAAAACCCGGAAGUGCUCUUCCAGCACUUGUUGUUUCAGCAUGUUCCAUGGAAUGGUGCCCCUCUGGAACAUCAAGGCCAAGACUGUGGUAAAAGGACUUAUAAAAUGUUCUACACUGAAACUGCCAUGAAGCUUAAGACACCUGAAAGCGUUGAUUUAGAAGUUGGUAGUCUUCGAAACAUCAGUGUUACUCCAAGUGAACCUCCACAGGAAACAUUAUUUAUUAGGUUUAAUAUGACGUUCUCAUCUAAACAGACCUCAAUUGUUGAGCUUCCAGAAAAUAUUACAUUGCCCUUUAACUCAACAAGUGCAACAAUUUUCCAAGUUAAAGGAGUUGGAAUUGGGCAGGUCACUGUCUUCCUUGAAAACAGCACCAGAAAUCUGGCAAGAAUUAAUUUUCUGGUCAUGCGGAACAGUGCUCUGCUCCUCCUAAGUCAAGUGAUCGGUUGGAUUUACUUUCUGGCUUGGUCUAUUUCAUUCUACCCUCAAGUGAUUGAAAAUUGGAGGCGUAAAAGUGUGGUUGGACUGAAUUUUGAUUUUCUGGCACUAAAUCUGACUGGUCAUAUUGCAUAUGGAAUGUUUAAUGUUGGUCUGUUCUGGAUUCCAGAUAUUAAGAAUGAGUUUUUGAAGAAUAAUCCAGGAGGGAUAAACCCAGUAGGUGCCAGUGAUGUCUUCUUCAGUCUUCAUGCCGUCUUGCUGACAGUACUUACAGUCUGUCAGUGCUUUCUGUAUGAGAGAGGGGAGCAGAAAGUAUCAAAGUUUGCCACUUUACUUCUAGCAGCUAUCUGGCUAUUUGGUCUUAUCACCCUGUUUAUAGCCAUCGCCGGCAAAAUCACAUGGCUACAAUAUCUCUACGAUUUCUCUUACAUCAAACUUGCGAUCACACUGAUCAAAUACAUCCCUCAGGCCCUAAUGAAUUAUCGAAGGAAGAGUACAGAUGGUUGGUCCAUUGGGAACGUGCUGUUAGAUCUUACUGGAGGCAGCUUCAGCAUUGUACAGAUGUUCCUGCAGUCCUACAAUAACGAUGAAUGGUUGCUGAUUUUUGGAGAUCCAACCAAGUUUGGCCUUGGAGUAUUCUCCGUUUUGUUUGAUAUUCUCUUCAUUGUACAGCAUUACUGUUUGUACAGAGUUAAAGGUCAUCACUACAGUCCAAUGAAUGGGGAUGACUGAGGCUGUUCCUGCUACGCACAUAAAAAACAAAAAAAACAUUCAGGUCAAAUUUAGAUUUAUUUAUCACAUGUACAUUAAAACCCGUCACAACCAACACAAUUUAAGGAUGGGCUGGGGGCAGCCUGCAAGUGUGUUACCACACAUUCCAGCACCAACAUAACAUGGCCACACUCAGCAGGUUAGGCAGCAUCUGUCGAGGGAAAUCUGGAGAUAAAAAUUUCAUAUCAAUGACUUUUCAUCAGGAAACAUUAGAUCUAAACAGAAUUGAAAUGAACAAAAAGGGUCAGAGCAAACAGUAAGGUAUAAGGCAGUGGAAGACUGUAGGCGUUAAAAUAAAUGGGGGAAAGUUGAUAUUAUUGGAAAUUACCUGUGGAAAAUCUUAAAUAGAAGUGGCAGACAUAAACUUUACUGUAAAGGUUUCCCAGGCAUAAGGUGUAUUACAGAAGAUGAAUUAUUACUUUAUACUUUAUUACUUUACUGUCGCCAAACAAUUGAUACUAGAGCAUACAAUCAUCACAGUGAUAUUUGAUUCUGCGCUUCACGCUCCCUGGAGUACGAAUCAAUAGUAAAUAUAAUUUAAAAAUUAAAUUAUAAAUCAUUAAUAGAAAAGAGAAAGUAAGGUAGUGCAAAAAAAAUGAGAGACAGGUCCGGAUAUUUGGAAGGUACAACCCAGAUCCGGGUCAGGAUCUGUUCAGCAGUCUUAUCACAGUUGGAAAGAAGCUGUUCCCAAAUCUGGCCGUACAAGUCUUCAAGCUCCUGAACUUUCUCCUGGAGGGAAGUGGGACAAAAAGUAUGUUGGCUGGGUGGGUUGUGUUCUUGAUUAUCCUGGCAGCACUGCUCCGACUGUGGUGUAAAGUGAGUCCAAGGAUGGAAGAUUAGUUUGUGUGAUGUGUUGGGCUGUGUUGGAUCUUCUGCAGUUUCUUCCAGUCUUGGACAGGAUAAAUUCCAUACCAGGUUGUGAUGCACCCUAGAAGAAUGCUUUCUACGGUGCACCUAUAAAAAUUAGUGAGGGUUUUAGGGGACAGGCCAAAUUUCUUCAGCUUUCUCAGGAAGUAAAGGUGCUGGUGGGCCUUCUUGGCAGUGGACUCUGCUUGGUUAGACCAAGUCAGGUCAUUUGUGAUAUUGACCCCAAGGAACUUAAAGCUUUUGACUUGUUCCACCUGCGCACCACCGAUGUAGAUGGGGUUGUGCGGUCUGCUAUUCCUUCUGAAGUCAACAACCAAUUCCUUCGUCUUGUUGGCAUUGAGGGAUAGGUUAUUGUCUUCACACCAUGACACCAGGUUCUUAAUUUCCUCUCUGUACUCAAACUCAUCAUUACCCAAGAUACGGUCGACAAUUGUGGUUUCAUCAGCAAACUUAAUAUAUUGAGUUCGAUGCAAACUUGGUGACACAAUCAUGGGUGCACAGUGAGCACAGCAGGGGGCUGAGUACAUAGCCUCGUGGGUCACCAGUGCUCAGAGUGAUUGUAGAGGAGAGCUUGUCCCCUAUUUUUACAGCCUGGGUCCUGUCUGUGAGGAAGUUGAAGAUCCAGCUGCAGAUCUGAGUGCUAAGACCCAGGUUCUGGAGCUUAGGAAUCAGUUUAUAUCUCACUAGCUGUGGGUUCACUCCUACUAGCAUUCAUUGGGCAGUCUUCAACUUCAAGACCUUGCUACAGAACUGCUCUUAAAUGGUUGCAGUUGCACCCAUUGUGCUGUAAAAUUAAGGAACAUGGUUAUUUUUAAACUAAAUCAUCAAUCAUUAAUGUAACUAGAGUUGUGUUUUAGAAGCAGUGUGUGUGUGUUUUGUGUGUGUGUGUGUGUGUGUAUAUACACACACACACACACACACACACUUAUUUCUAUUGACAUCAGCCAACAAGGGUUUUCCCCUGGGAGCAGUGUGAUGUAGCAGCAGGCAUUCUGUAAAACUUGGGUGUUAAAAUGGAAGAUUUACUUACUAAAACUCACUCUGGACUUUGGUGCCAAAUUGGGAGAACCUUUAAUUAAAAUAGGUUAGUAUCUCAUUGAUAUUACUUCAGUUUUAUAUACAUUAAUUUUGUUUAAAAACAUUAGUGUUUGCGCUGACCACUGACCAUUGGAUUUCAUGGUGCUUGGGCAAGCAUAGAACAGAGGUUUCUACCAGAUGAAUGGUUUCUAACCUUGGCAUAACCUGACUUCAUUUAAGGUGCCAAAGUGCCUGUGAGACUUUCAUAAUGUUGGGUUAAUGCAGUUAAGAACAUCUCUCAAUAUUGUGGAUCAUCUUGGACAUGUGAAUGCUGUUAUAAAUGUUUCAUAUAAUGGGAGAACCCAGAACUGAGCUCACUGCCUUUUUUAUUUUUUGACAGGUGAGACAAAAUGUUUCUCUGAGUGUUAUUUCCUCUGAGUCAGUAAAAGCAGAGUAUUUGAAUACUUUGAAGGUGUAGUUUGACAGAUUCUUGAGCCAGAAAUGCGAGAGUUAUUGGAUGUUGACAGGUACUCUAGUGAGAUUACACUCCUCCUGAGUGUUAAAAUAGACUCCUGAUUUUGAUUUGUAUGUAAAGUUCACAAAAGAGUAAAUAAAAGUACCUUAACCAGUUUGUCUUUAGGGCUUCUAAGGCAACCCAAAGUCCUGGAUGAGUGUCCCUGAUGUCAUUGUGUGUGUGUUGGGUGGGGGGGGGGAAAGAUUAUUUCACUGAGCUACACCAUUGCAUAUGAUUGUUCUCAAUGAUAGUGUUGUCCAUAGUAACUCAGCUUGUUUUCAGACUGAUUUAACAAAUGGACUUGAAUUCAAUGUGACAUAUACUGCUAAAGUCCAGUCCAAAAACUGUUGUCAAAUGUGACAUCAUUGAUAGCAGUACCUAGUUGAAACCUUACAAAUUUCUGAUACCUUUUCAUACCCAAGGCAUGACCUUACCAGUAAAUGCAUUGUUUCUCAGUAUGUCACUGAUCACAUCUUCAACAUUAAAUACCCGGAAAAUCUGUUUUCACCUUUCUCCUCUAUGUGGGUGGCCUUAUGGGAGCCAUUGUUCUAACCUAUUCAGAUCUCUCUUGACUUUUACCCCUCUUUAUUUUCACCCCAUUCACACUGGCCACACCCCCAUCCCCCAACUUUCCAGUAACGUCCAGUUUCCAGGUCCUACUGUUUUAGUGUUUUGCACACCCACCAGCAUUCACAGGGACUCAACAGAGAACAUUAAACCACAAUCCGGGCUCUUCAGCCCAUGAUGUAUUGACCUUUCUACCUACUCUAAGAUCAAUCUAACCUUUCCCUCCUCCAUAAAACUCCCAUUUUUUUUUCAAUCAUUUAUGUGACUAUCUAAGAGUUUCUUAAUGUAAGUUUCUCUACCAUCACUACUGGCAGGGCGUUCCACACACCCAUCACUCUCUGUGUAGCCAACUUAUCUCUAGCAUCAUAGAGUCAUGGAAGACUAUAGCACAGAAACAGGCCCAUUGGCCUAACUAGUCUGUGCCGAACCAUUAUUCUGCCUGGUCCCAUUGACCUGCCCUUCUCAUCCUUGUACCUAUCCAAAUUUCUCUUAAAUAUUGAAAUUAAUGCUGCAUCCACCACUUGCUCUGGAGUUUCAUUCCACACUCUCACAACUCUAAGUGAAAAAGUUCUACCUCAUGUUCCCCUUAAACAUUUCACCUUUCAUCCUUAACCCAUGACCUCCAGUUAUAAUAUCACCUAACCUCCAUGGAAGAACCCUACUUGCAUCUAUACUCCUCAUACUUUUGUAUACUUCUAUCAAAUCUCCCCACAGUAUGCUGUAUUCUAGGGAAUAAAGUCCUAACCUAUUCAACCUUUCUAUUAUAACUCAGGUCUUCAAGUCCCAGCAAGAUCCUUGUAAAUUUUCUCUGCACUCUUUUGAUCUUACUUACAUCUUUCCUAUUGGUAGGGGAACAGAACUGCAUGCAAUAUUCCAAAUAUACAAUUUCAACAUUCCAAUGCAACUCCUGUAUUCAGUACUUUGAUUUAUAAAGGCCAAUGUGCCAGAAACUUUCUUUACAACCUUAGCUACCUGUAACGCCACUUCCAUCAAAUUCUGAAAAUAUAUUCCCAGAUCCCUAAAUUCUCAUACUUCUCUGUGCCCUACUUCUCACUGUGUAAGACCUACACCACUUCACACUUGUCUGUAGUAAAUUCCAUCAGCCAUUUUUCCAGCUGGUCCAGAUCGCAUUGCAAGCUUUGAUGCUCUUCCUCACUGUCUACUACACCCCCAAUCUUGAUGUCAUCCACAAAUUUGCUGAUCUAUUUUUCCGCAUUAUCAUUAGAUCAUCGAUAUAGAUGACAAACAACAAUGGACCCAGUAACAAUCCCUGCAGCACUCCACAAGUCACAGGCCUCCAGUCAGAGAGGCAACCAAUCAGUACAAUUCUCUGGCUUCUUUUGUGAAGCCAAUUAUCUUGUCCAAUUUAUUAUCUCAUCUUGAAUGCCAAGCAACUGAACCUUCUUGACCAACUUCUCAUGAAGGACCUUGUCAGAGGUCUUGCUGGAGACCAUGUAGACAACAUCCACUGCCUUGCCUUUAGUAACUUCAUUGAAAAACUAUAAGAUUGGUUAGACAUGACCUACCACACAUGAAGUCAUAUUGACUAUCCCUAAUCAGUCCCUGUCUGUUCAAGUACUUAUAUAUCUGGUCUUUUAGAAUACCUUCCAGUAACUUUCCCACUGCUGAUGUCAGGCUCUUUGGCUUAUAAUUUCCAGGCUUAACCAAUGAAAUAACAUUAGCUACCUUUCAAUCCUCCAGCACUCAUGCCUAAGGAUAUUUUAAUUAUCUCUGCUAGGGCCCUUGAAAUUUCUGCUCUAGCUUCCCACAGGGUUUGAGGGAAUGCCUUACAGGCCUUGGGGAUUUAUCCACCCUACUUUGCUUCUAGACAGCAAACUCCUUUGUAAUCUGUAUAGGAACCAUGUCUUUGUUGCUGCAUUUCCUCACAUCCAAAUACUGUGUCCAUCUCCCGAGUAAAUACAGAUGCAAAAAAUUAAUUUAAAAUCUCCCUCAUGUCUUUCAGCUCCAUGAAUAGAUUACCACUCUGAUCUUCCAGAAGGCCAAUUUUGUCCUUGCUAUCUUUUUGUUCUUAAUGUAUCUGUAGAAGCCCUUAGAAUUUGCCUUCGCCGUGUCUGCUAAAGCAAUCUCAUGUCUUCUUUUAGCCCUCCUGAUUUCUUCGUGUUUCCUUGCAUUUAUUUACUCAAGUACUUCAUUUGUUCCUGCCUGCACCAUGUUCUUUUUUCUUUUUCAAUAUCUCUCAAAAACCAAGAUUCCCUAAACCUGUUAUCCUGGCCUUUUAUUCUGAUAGGAAUAUACUAACUCCCUACUCUCAAAAUUUCACUUUUGAAGGCCUCUAAUUUACUAAGUACAUCUUUGCCAGUGACAUCAGCACCGGACUCCGGAGCGAAGGUUCCCGAGUUUGAAUCCAGUCGGGCCGCUCCUGGACACGCUUUCCAUCCGUGCCGGGUUGAGUGUCAAGUUUGCAACUCAGCCUCAUAAAAAAAACACUGUGCUGUGAGAAGGAUGUGGGGAACCACUCACAGAAUCUUUCCUCCAAGACAACCACUUUGAAAAAUGUGCUCGCUGAGGCUCUGACACACACAAAAAGUCUUUGCCAGAAAACAGACUCUCCCAAUCUACACUUGCCAAAUCCUUUCUGAUACAAUCAAAAUUGACAUUUCUCCAAUUUAGAAUCUCAACCAUAUAUAUAACCAUAUAACAAUUACAGCAUGGGAACAGGCCAUCUCGGCUUUUCUAGUCCAUGCCGAACUCACCUAGUCCCACUGAUCCACACUUAGCCCAUAACCCUCCAUUCCUUUCUUGCCCAUAUACCUAUCCCAUUUUUCUUUAAAUUACAAUACUGAAACUGCCUCUACCACUUCUACUGGAAGGUCAUUCCACACAGCUACCACUCUCUUGAGUAAAGAAAUUCCCCCUCAUGUUACCCUUAAACUUUUGCCCCCUAAGUCUCAACUCAUGUCCUCUUGUUUGAAUCUCCCCUACUCUCAAUGGAAAAAGCCUAUCCAUGUCAACUCAAUCUAUCCCCCUCAUAAUUUUAAAUACCUCUAUCAAGCCCCCCCCCACCCCAACCUUCUACGCUCCAAAGAAUAAAGACCUAACUUGUUCAAUCUUUCCCUGUAACUUAGGUGCUGAAACCCAGGUAACAUUCUAGUAAAUCUCUGUAAUCUCUCUAUUUUGUUGACAUCUUUCCUAUAAUUCAAUGACAAGAACUGUACACAAUACUCCAAAUUCAGCCUUACCAAUGCCUUGUACAAUUUUAACAUUACAUCCCAACUCCUAUACUCAAUGCUGUGAUUUACAAAGGCCAACAUACCAAAAGCUUUCUUCACCCUAUCCACAUGAGAUUCCACCUUCAGGGAACUAUGCACCAUUAUUCCUCGAUCACUCUGUUCAACCUGAUGACCUUUUCCAUAAUUACCUUGAAACUAAUGAUAUUAUGACCAGUGGGUGCAAAGUGUUCCCCUACACAAACUUCUGUCUUAUUCCUUAAUAGGAGAUCUAGUAUUACACUCUCUGUAGUUGGGAUUUCUAUGUACUGAUUGAAGAAACUUACCUGAACACAUUUGACAAACUUUUUCCCAUCCAGCCUUUGUACAGUAUGGGAGUCCCAGUCAAUAUGUGGAAAGUUAAAUUCAUCUACUAUCACAACUUUGUUGCAACAGUCUGUGGUUUCUCUACAAAUUUGCUGCUCUAAAUCCUGCAGACUAUUGGGUGGUUUAUAAUGUAAUCCCACUAACAUGCUCAUACCUUUUUUUUUAUUCCUCAGUUCUGCCAUACCAUAAAGCCUCAUCACCCUCCCUGAUACUCUCCUCUACUCACCUUAAAAUUAUGACUCUUCAAUUAGCCAUUUCUGCCCUGGGAAAAAACCUCUGCCUACUCACUCUAUCAAUGCCUCGUAUCAUUUUAUGCACCUCUAUCAAGUCACCUCUCAUCCUCCUUCAUUCAAAAGAGAAAACCUCUAACUCAUUCAACUAUCUUCAUAAUUUGAUCAUGUCUGAUUCAUUCUCAACCCUCCCAUGGUUCCUCACCACCAGCCUCGAUGUUAACAAAAUCAUCCCCUGCUAUUUCCAACAUUCAGAAUACUUACUUCAUCCAGCACAGUAUCCCACUCACUCCUCGCUUGCUACCAACAUCCCACUCCUGUGCCCCUUCCAACACCAAUCUUCAAUUGGGCCAAUCACUUUCCAGAUGCAUCACUAUCCUAGGUGUAUCAGGAGCAACCAAACCCAGACUGGGUGACCAUCUUAUGGAUCAUAUUGUGAUUCUGAACAUCUAUUGAUCACACCUCCAGUCCUACCCAACCUUAAGAGUCUGAUGAAAUUCAAGCUGAGCUCCAAGAACAAUACCUCAUCAUUCAAAAAGGCACAUUAGUCUUACAGACUUGUUACAAGUUCAGCAAUUCUGUUACUGCUGGCUAUAACUCACUCAGAUAUAUCUUUGGCUUAUUUACACCCAUUAACAAUUAUGUCCAGUCUUCCUCAUUCGCCGCCUUUCUAUGUUUGCUGUCCUAUGUUCUCACCUCUCCAUGGUCUGCUGUUUAAUUUAGAACUUUUUUGCACAUCUGCAAAAUGAUCAUUAACCCUGUUCCUCUUUCUAAUUUAGUUGUGUUUGUAUUAACGAUUUACAAAUAUGGGUCUAAUUUGUUUUGCCAGUUUGGGAGAUGGGUCAAAUAACAGGCCUCACAAUUUACUUUGUAAUCAUCAGUAUGUACCUCUAAUUAUCUUUUGGAAAAGGGGGGGAUUUAUUGUUCACAUAAUUCCAUUUGUAUGUGGAUAAUUUUUUUGCUUUAAGGUGUGAUACUAGAAAAUUAUUGUGAAACUCCCUCUGUCUUGGAAGGCUGCCUUAUUUCUGAGCUGAAUUUAGUGUUACAUGUGUUGUCUGUACAUCUUCAGGUUCUUCGACCUUCCUGAAUUGGGUUUACAUUUUGAAUAUGUCUUUGGCUCACUGAAAUCACUUGCUGACUUAAAAUAUUAACAUUCAUGAACUUUUUGUAAAUUUUAGCAAUGUUCACAAUUUAUCAAAUUAAAUUUAUUAAAUUUUUUCCAAAAAGGAAA